Rhodotorula graminis WP1 is the source of this 708-nucleotide messenger RNA. RefSeq lists its product as uncharacterized. The record is from RefSeq and is a predicted model, not a curated record. The transcript has a single exon. Lineage: Eukaryota; Fungi; Basidiomycota; Microbotryomycetes; Sporidiobolales; Sporidiobolaceae. Bases 148 to 594 code for a protein of 148 amino acids.
UCAGGAGGCGUGUCGGGGAGCUCAAGGAGGAGAAUGAGCGGCUGAGGGUGUGGGGAGAGGGGCUCGAGCGCGAGCUGGAGGAGGUCAGGGGGGAGUGGAGGGGCAAGAGGCGCAGGAUUGAGGAGCAGGAGUGAGUGGGUGGACGAGAUGGAGCCGAGGGCGGAGCGAGGAGAUGCGGCGGCGAGGAGGAGGAGGCGACGACGAGGAGGGCUACGAGGCGGCACCAACGUCGACCCGCCGACGCUCACCGAGCGACGACAACAUACACGACGAGUCGAGCCUCGGCGGGCUCGGCGACCGUCACCCACAACCUCCCCUCGUCCAUCGCCUUCAUCCUCGUCGUCCUCGGCGCCCGUACUCGCCUCGCCUUCCUCGCCUCUUCUAUACCUCGACGGCCAUCGCCACACCAACAACUCCUUCUUUCGCCUGCGUCUUUGUCUGCCGUCCUGCCUGUCACCCUUCCCCUCGUCCACGCCCGGCCGUCAACCUCUCGAGCGAGCGCACCUGUCGCUCCUGACUCCCUCUUUCCUCCUUCCCCCUCGUCUUUCGUACCUCUUUGUACCCCUCUCUCGAUCUUUGUGCCCUCUCAGAUAGACUCGCCCCUCGGCGCGGGCCGGAACUCGUCGUCGCACGGUCGGGUCAGAGCCAUCGACUUUCUUCCCUCCGGCGGUCGCCUCUCCCCUGACAAUCACUAUUUGUGUUCAUGCC